This is a messenger RNA of Sander lucioperca (pikeperch), 4141 nucleotides long. RefSeq names its product dopamine receptor D5a (gene drd5a). Gene Ontology annotation, molecular function: G protein-coupled receptor activity; dopamine neurotransmitter receptor activity. NCBI's taxonomy places the organism in Eukaryota, Metazoa, Chordata, Actinopteri, Perciformes, Percidae. The record is from RefSeq and is a predicted model, not a curated record. Gene Ontology annotation, cellular component: plasma membrane. Gene Ontology annotation, biological process: adenylate cyclase-activating adrenergic receptor signaling pathway. The transcript has a single exon. The coding region runs from base 496 to 1941 and encodes 481 amino acids.
GUACCCAGUAGCUGUUAAUUAACAGUUUUGCAUAUGUAGUUUACACACAGUUUGAUCCUGCACAAAAAAACCUCCAUAUUGUAACUCCUGUCACUGCAGAGUUGUGUGAUGUCAAAUACAGAUAAUAGCGUAUAAUAGUCCCUCAAAAAUGUUUAGGGCUUCCUCACACCCCUUUUCUAACGCAGUGCCAUGUUGUGCGUAACACCACCCACAGAGGAGGCGUAUGCGCCCAGCCCCGAUUAGGCUGUAGGGACUCCCGCACCCACACCGCGCUCAGGAUACCUUGGACUGAGACAUUCACAGAGGUAGCCAGGUCAGACGACCGGAGCGGAAAGGCUACAACAUGCGCUCGCCACUGCGUGCUGUGUUUCAGCCCCUCAGCGCACCUGGCACGUCGCUCGGCUCAGUUUUAAGGCGAUCAAUUCUCUCUUUCCGUCUGUUUUGCACUCCACAUCAGGAUGGGAGCCGAGCAGGUCAGUGGGGACCAUACGGUGAAUGGCUGAUAGCUGCGCUUGUCCACGCGCACGGAGCAAUGGACUGCAGUUUUACUUGAAGAGGCACAUGGAGAACCCAGCCAAGCAUCUCUCAUCGGUGCAGGGGAUUGACUCUGUGCCGGCACCCCUCGGAGAGAUUAUGUGGAACAGCACCGAAACAGAGGCAACAAAGGACCAGAGGAAGGAUAUGGUGGUGCGUACGGUGACGGGCUGUCUGCUGUCCCUGCUCAUCCUAUGGACCCUGCUGGGAAACAUCCUGGUCUGCUCCGCUGUGCUGCGCUUUCGACACCUGCGGACCAAAGUCACCAACAUUUUCAUCGUCUCCCUGGCUCUAUCGGAUUUAUUCGUCGCCGUCCUGGUGAUGCCCUGGAAAGCUGUGGCAGAGGUGGCGGGGUACUGGCCAUUUGGCACUUUCUGUAACGUCUGGGUAGCUUUUGACAUUAUGUGCUCCACCGCCUCCAUCCUCAACCUCUGCAUUAUCAGCGUGGAUAGAUACUGGGCCAUCUCGAGCCCCUUCCGCUACGAGAGGAAAAUGACCCAGCGAGUUGCCUUUGUUAUGAUAAGCAUCACUUGGACGUUGUCUGUGCUCAUUUCAUUCAUACCGGUCCAACUAAACUGGCACAAAGCCAGCGGUGACGACAUGGCUGGGACUCACAACUCUUCCACGAGUUGGCAGAUAGAGGAAAACUGUGACUCCAGCCUGAGCAGAGAGUAUGCUAUAUCCUCCUCUUUGAUUAGUUUCUAUAUCCCCGUGGCAAUUAUGAUUGUGACUUACACCAGAAUAUACCGGAUUGCACAAAUACAAAUUAGAAGAAUAGCCUCCCUGGAGAGGGCGGCAGAACGUGCGCAAAGUUGCAGGUCAAACAGAAUAGAGUGCCAACACCACAAAACCUUGAAAACGUCAAUUAAACGGGAAACCAAAGUGUUUAAAACUCUGUCGGUGAUUAUGGGUGUAUUUGUGUUUUGCUGGUUACCUUUUUUCGUCCUAAACUGUAUCGUCCCGUUCUGCGACAGACCGGCCGCAGACGUGGACGCGGGUUUGCCGUGCGUCAGCGAGACGACUUUCGACGUCUUCGUGUGGUUCGGCUGGACCAACUCCUCCCUGAACCCCAUCAUUUACGCCUUCAACGCCGAGUUCAGGAAGGCAUUCGCCAGCCUCUUGGGCUGUCGCAAUUUCUGCUCCACACCAGUGGAAACUGUUAACAUCAGCAACGAGCUAGUCUCCUAUAAUCAAGACACCCUAGUGCACAAGGAUAUCGCGAACACAUAUGUCAACAUGAUCCCCAACGCUGUUGAAUGUAUUGAGAAUGAAGAGACUUUUGACAGAAUUUCACAGUUUUCUCACAACAAUGAAAACGCCACCGACUCGGUUUGUGACUUGGAGGACUGUGAAGCAAAUGUCAGUCUUGACAGGAUGUCACCAUUCACACCUAAUGGAUUACAUUGACUCCAAUUUUGUGUCUCCCUGUGCGUAUUUGGAUGUAUUGAUAAUUCUGUCAUCGUUAAUUUGCCUCCUUUGUCCCAGAAGCUGCUCUUCACAGGGAGCCCACAGAUCACGGUCACCUGAGCUACUGCAGCGCCCCUUGCAGCUGGUGAGAGAUCAAGUGACUUGCUCAAGGACACUUCAGCAGGGCGCAUGUAUCUGUAGCCGUCAGGCCACCCUGCCGUCGCUUUGCGUCAUAUACGAGAUGUUAUGUUGUUGUACUGUUCUGAAAAAAAAGUGAUGUGUAGGUGUUUAUUUACAUGACAAGUGAAGUUUGUGUUCAUUUGUUCAAAGGUGUUCGGUGUAGUUUAAGCUGUGGUUUACCGGAAGGCUUUAGUCGGAGCGUCCGUGUCUCAUGUCCACCUACUUGGAGGAAAAAAAAAUGUUUGUAAAAACUCACUUGAGGAUAAUGACAACAUUUUGCUGCUUAAAAACCUCGUGUAUCCAGUGCCCGCCUUUCCACUGAGUAUGAAAACUGAGGGAAGCCUUACAGACAGUGCAGCCAAGAUAGUUCUACUCAAAUGCAGUCAUUUCAGCGCCUUAUCUUAUUUAAGGAAGAGUUUUGAGACAUGAAAGGAAUGUGUCGUAUGAAGUUACAUGAUGCCAAAAUGCAGCAUUAAAGUGUUUACCCUCUGCACCCACCCCAGUGACUCCUCCAGCACACAUCCUCUGCACUAUGGACUAUUGUGCAGUUUGAUCGAGGCUCAGAUGGCCGGAGGCUUUGAUGGAUAAGCAUGAUGUAAAAGGCACAAACCCUAAUGCUAUGAACGUGUAAAAGUGAGUCUGUUUACACUGGAAUCAGAAAUCCAAAUCAAAGAACUUUGACUAGAACCAGCAGUCCAGGUCCGGACUGGCCGUCGGCAUCUGGCCUAGCCAGCUGAUUGGCCCGGAGUGUCAGACCAGUGUUAACCCUUAAAGGCCCGCGGGAGGUCAGCGAUUUUUGCCAACAUUACAGUGUUUACUAGGCUGUCGGCGGUUCUUAAAAGGAAGAUACUGGUAUCGUAUGAAACUAGACGAGGUGGGCUCCAAAGUUUAGCAACAUUUUAGAGAGUAAAAAACUGUCAAGGCCAUUUUCAAUGGAGUCCCUUGACCUCUCACCUCAAGAUAUCUCAAUGAAAAAAGGUUCUAUGGGUAGCCACGGGUCUCCCCUUUACAUACAUGCCCACUUUAUGAGAAUCCCAUGCAUUCUGCGGAAAAACAUGCAGUUUUACUCAUGCAGUAUAACAUUCUAAAAUGGUGAAUUUGAAUAUUUCUGCAUAUUGGGGUCCCUAAAUUGCAUAAUUUGGGUAUAACUGGAAAGCUAAGACUCUUGUGGAUUCAAUGAGCCCAAUUGUAUUCAUAUUUGAUGAUGUUCCUCCCCAAAGUAGCCAUUUCAUUGUAGUGAAUCCACUUUUUUGAAACUUAUCCUCUACUGUUUAAAAUUACUUAUUGUGACGUCUAUGAUAAUCACUAACAAACUAACAAAUGGUAUCAACCCCGAAAUUGCUGCAACAACGUAUGAGACAUAAUUGAGCAUAACAAUGGCAAUCAUAAGAAUACACAAAAAAAGUUAAAGUAUAUGUGGGCUGUUGUGAAUGUGUGGUUAUUGGCCUGGACUGCUGUUAGAUUCCCAGCCUGAAUUAUUAUCCCAAUCCAGGCCUGCAGCAGUCUUAACGGUCAAAACUGUUACUCUUUUCUGUAACCUUUCAUUUCUCAUUAAGGCCAAAACUACUGAAUGGUUCUGCUUUAUCAACCACAGACAGGCAGCUUUAACUGACCUAACAAAAGAAAAGAAAGAAUCAAGGCUGUCCUGAAUGACCAAAGAUUUCAAGGAGUGUAUCAAUAAUUCCAACAUAAUAAGGCUACAGUGUUUCAGCAACUAGAGGAAUUGUUUCUAUAGAAAGCUCACACACACACACACACACACACACACACACACACACACACACACACACACACACACACACACACACACACACACACACACACACACACACACACACACACACACACACACACACACAAGGCCACCGGGCCAACGCAACUGGAUGUCAUACAUCACCUCUCCAACACCUCUCUCUAUCUUUGUACUGUACAGAUGACCUGAUCUGAAUGUAUACUACUGUCCUUUAAACAGUGACGUGUGUCAUCAUUUGUCUAAUAAAAUGCUGUCAUGCUGAGAGAA